ACCUUAAAUUUUUAUAAAACCUUUUCCUAUUAUAUAAUUAGUAUUCUACUUCCUAGUUUUGAUCUAAUAACCCUAUUUAUUGAUUCAUUAACAUGUCAAGUUCAUCCUUCUACAACUAAUAAAACUGUAUAAUGCAGACGGAUGCAACGCUUAUAAUCUUAUUUCUGUACAGAGUCCAAGGAAAUGAACCUGGAAAAACAAUUGAACAAAGCAACAGUGUAAACGUGACCUGUGGGGAUGACAGUGUUUGGAAUACAACUCUUAGAAAAUGUACCGAAUGUAACCCUGGCUUUGUUGGACGGAAUUGUUCCCUUAUGUGUCAGUAUCCCCAGUACGGCUACGUAUGCAGCAAGCGGUGUGAGAAUUGUAGUAUUGAAUCAUGUGACCACAGAACAGGCUGUCCAGAAUCAGAAAAAACAUCAUUUCUUUUUACUGUGAGUCAGUCACAGUGGGAAAUGACUACAGUGACUACACAGAGUACAGACAAGAAUUCUAUAACGCCAAACGUUACAGAAUCAUACCAGACAAGGAAACAAAGCAGUAAUGAAUUGAACAGGAAACUUAGAAUUUCAGUUACAACGCUUGGUACGACUUGUGCAGUACUUUAUAUGGUGUAUUUUGGUUGGAUUCUACGUGAUAAAUUUAACACCAGGAACAAUUUAAUAACGACCAACGAUUUAUCUGAUGUUGCAGAUGCUUAUCAAAACAUGUUAGGUUCAGACAUAGUAACAAUAACAUUCGAAUGAAAAUCAAAACAGAUAAAUUCAGACGCUACUAAACUUACUAGGAUAUGCUGUAUACAUUCCUUAUUUUACGCUUGUAAUUAAUAUCUUUGAGACAUACAUACAUGUAACAUCAAAUCGUGGGAGAUUAUUCUUUGUGAGUGGACGGUUGAUCUAAAUAUGUUGAAUGGAUAUCAGACCAUAAAAUGGGAGUUUUUAUUUAGUUUUAUUUUAUGAGUUGAAGAAUAAUACAAAGACAUAUGGUAUAUAUGUUGAGUACACGGCUAGACUUUUACCGACGAUGCUAGACUCCUUGAUAAUAAUUUUUAUGCGGAUGUGUCUUUGUGAAUCAGU
Messenger RNA from Saccostrea cuccullata (small rock oyster), 1076 nucleotides. RefSeq lists its product as uncharacterized. Lineage: Eukaryota; Metazoa; Mollusca; Bivalvia; Ostreida; Ostreidae. The transcript has 4 exons. The record is from RefSeq and is a predicted model, not a curated record. Bases 132 to 746 code for a protein of 204 amino acids.